AAAGUUCAUUGGAAAAAAAAAAGGGGGCGAACGCAUUAUUUUUUCAUAAACAAGUAGGCAAAAGCUAGUUGAGUUCACUCCCACUUUUCCCCUCCCCCAAGAAAUACUCUUUCAGUCUUCCAUUAACAAAUCACUGUUGCUUCCUUCUCUAUUCUAAGUCUGCCAACCGUCUUUUUUGCAUUCUCAUCUCUAUCUCUACCUCUAUCGUUCACCUACGGUACUUAAAGAUCUUCCUUUGAUUCAGAGUGACAAUUCCAAUUCUCAGAAGGCAUGGAUGAUGUACUGACUGAAAUUCCUCCACCUUCUAGAUUCUUUGAGGAGGAUCUCAACAUUUUUACCCCUCCAUCUCCUUUGCUUCCGACGCCUUUUAUUGUUCUCUCAGAUUCUGAUACUAACGAAAUUCUUCGUCCUUCACUCCUUAUCUUUGCCAUUUCACCCCCAUCUCUUCAUAUAUUUCUUCAUAUAUCCUCUAAAAAACUCAUUGGAACACUAAUCCUCCCUGAGAUAUCUUUUUCUGGAAACACCAUUGCACCCUCUCUAAAGAACAAAUCUUGUGACAUAUACGCAUUGACUGAUGCUGAGAAGCUGACCCUUGUUGUGAGUGUCCAAUAUCAAGUACCCGUGGAGAGAUGUCAUGCUGUUUCAAAAUUGCUUCUCUCUGAAAAGAUUGUGCCAGAAAAAGUAUUAAUUUUCGAUUCAGUUCAGAUACAAAAAUUCCGUGGUAAGCUAUCAAGAGAUGAUACUGUAGCCUACAAGCUGGAGACAUCUUUGGAAAGAAAAGGGCUUGGUGAAAGUCCGCUUCUGAAGAACAUGGACUACUUCCCAUCAGGAAGCGUGGUGGAUGGCCUUGCUGCUGCUCUAUUGGCUCGAUGUCAGAUCAGAAAUAUUCGAGGUAGUUUGUGCGUUUCCUGGCCCGAAUUUGGUAAACCAGUGAUGCAGUUGGUUAGAUCUGUUUUGAUGAAGGAUGUCUUACCUGAUUUUGAUUUCACCUCUGCUACUGACUAUGAAGACGAGAAGUCGAAAUCUGUUUGGCUCAAGGAUCCUGUACUUGAUUCAGACUUGUACACCUGAUAAGGUGAGCUUUAUUUAAGUUAGAAAUGCUUAAGGGCUCAUCUGGAAGGAAAUGCUUAGAAGGAUAGAUGAUAUAAUUUGAACAGUUUUUGAGCUUUAGGAUGAAAGGUUUGUUGAAACUACUGUAUUGUUAGGAUGUAUGCACUGACACUGUUAUGAUUUAAUGCUUGAUGCUUAUGGCUCAAUACUUCAGUUAGCACUUAGUAUACACACAUUUGUUGUGUUUAUAAACUACGUUUCUUGUUUUUCUCA
Amaranthus tricolor (Joseph's coat) is the source of this 1323-nucleotide messenger RNA. RefSeq lists its product as uncharacterized. Lineage: Eukaryota; Viridiplantae; Streptophyta; Magnoliopsida; Caryophyllales; Amaranthaceae. The record is from RefSeq and is a predicted model, not a curated record. The coding region runs from base 271 to 1071 and encodes 266 amino acids. The transcript is spliced from 2 exons.